Molecule: messenger RNA, 1521 nt
Organism: Nematolebias whitei (Rio pearlfish)
Lineage: Eukaryota; Metazoa; Chordata; Actinopteri; Cyprinodontiformes; Rivulidae
Gene: ncf2
Product: neutrophil cytosolic factor 2
Exons: 17
Coding region: 13-1470 (485 amino acids)
Biological process (GO): superoxide anion generation
Molecular function (GO): protein binding; superoxide-generating NADPH oxidase activator activity
Source: RefSeq, a predicted model, not a curated record
UUUUUAGGAAACAUGUCUUUUGUGGACACUCUGAGACAGUGGGACGAAGCCGUAACCUGCGCCAACAGGCAGGAAUGGUCAGAAGCACUCAGGAUUUUCCUGUCCAUCCAAGAGCCAAUCUCCAAAAUCUGUUUCAACAUCGGCUGCCUUCAGCUUCUGGACCAGGACCUGGAUGCUGCAGAAAAGGCGUUUGAUUGCAGCAUACGCAAGGAUGAGCAUCUGGCGGUCGCCUUCUUUCAAAGAGGAAUCACCUUCUACAAAAAGAAAAGGUACGAGGAGAGUUCGGCCGAUUUCCAGAGAGCCUUUAAGGCCCUGAGGGGCAACCAGCUGAUAGAUUACAAAGCUCUUGGUCUCAGAUACAUCCUCUACGCCUGUGAGGUCCUCCAUAAUGUGGCCCUGGCUGAAGCUCAGCAGGGAAACUGGGAAAAGGCUCAGGAGAACCUCGUCAAGGCGCUCGACUACAAGACUGAGACCAAGCUCGGCAUCAUCGACAGAGCUCUGCAGUCCACUCUGAAACAAAAGCUUUUCAAACUCGUCGAGUUCCCUUCGAAGAUGAUGUUCAAACCAAACAAGCACUACGUCGCUGAGCUGGAGAAAAAGGACUACCUGGGCAAAGCUAAGGUUGUUGCUUCCGUGGUUCCUCAGGAUGAAUUCUCUGGAUUUGCACCGUUACAGCCACAGGUUGAAGGUGGUCCAGCUACUCCAAAAGAACCUGAGGUUCUGAGAGCUUUAAAAGGAGAGCCCCACACCGUGCUGUUUGAGUUUGAUCCUGAGACCAAUGACGAGUUGGCCGUAGUGCCGGGCAACAUCGUGUUCGUGUUGCAGAAGGGAGCUGACAACUGGGCGUACGUGGUCUUCAACGAAAGGAGGGGACUUGUUCCUUACAAUUACCUCGAACGCUUGGAAAUCUCAGUGGCCUCUAAACAAAACAAGAGUUUAGCCAGACCUCUGAGUCGAGAACCACCAACCAGACCUGAGAGGAUUCAAGGUCUUACUCCAGGUGAGAGAAAUGGAAGAACUCAGCAGAAGAUGGAACAGCCAAAAGAUAAUUCAUGCCACAUUAAAAUCCAUUUCACCUUCAACUUCAUCGUCUCUGUACCUUCCGGGUCUCCCCAUGUGAUCCUGAUGGGGAAGAUCAGCAAGAAGCUGAAUCUCCCUCCUGCCACCAUCUGCUUAAGCUUAGACUCGAGUGGGAAGCAACUCAUCGAUGCCAACACAGAUCUGUGGAGCCAGGCCGCUGGAGGACGCAUCACGCUGUGGUGCAACACCAAAGAGCCACAGAAAGAGAUCCGGUUCAUGGCACUUCACUCCUACAAGUCAUCGAACCCAGAGGAUCUGAACUUUCAGCAGGGUGACACCAUCAAGCUUCUCUCCAGAGUGAACCAGGACUGGUUGGAGGGGCAGUGUAAUGGGAACACCGGUAUAUUUCCUGCAGCUUUCGUGGAGGAACUUCCUGUGAACGGACAGUAACUCCUGCGAUGGCGAUGCCUCUCCUGCCCUCCACCGCCUUCACGACCGGCG